This is a messenger RNA of Eubalaena glacialis (North Atlantic right whale), 4506 nucleotides long. RefSeq names its product atrophin 1 (gene ATN1). Gene Ontology annotation, cellular component: nucleus. The transcript has 11 exons. Gene Ontology annotation, molecular function: transcription corepressor activity. Bases 321 to 3947 code for a protein of 1208 amino acids. The record is from RefSeq and is a predicted model, not a curated record. Lineage: Eukaryota; Metazoa; Chordata; Mammalia; Artiodactyla; Balaenidae.
CGCCCUCCGGGGGGGUCGGGGCCGCCGCCGCCGCCGUCGCGGCGGCGACUGAAGCCGGGAAGAGGAGAGGGGGGCGGGGGAGCGGCCGCCGCCGCCCCCCGGAGGCGCCGGAGCCCCGAAUCCCGCUCGGAGCCAGCCAGCCGUCCCGAGCUACAACCAGACUUCACUGAAAACAGAUCGUGUGAGUUCCAGGUGCCUGUACUGGAAACUUGGAGAUCCUGCUUCCUAGGCCACAGCUGUGGGGAACUUAGGGUGAAGCAGAUAAGUUUCUGUAUUCAGCUUCCCAGGCGGAGGAGAAUGGGGUCUCCACAGCCUGAAGAAUGAAGACACGACAGAAUAAAGACUCAAUGUCAAUGAGGAGUGGACGGAAGAAAGAGGCCCCUGGGCCCCGGGAAGAACUGAGAUCGAGGGGCCGGGCCUCCCCUGGAGGGGUCAGCACGUCCAGCAGCGAUGGCAAAGCCGAGAAGUCUAGGCAGACGGCCAAGGUAUUCUGUCCCCAUGUCCUGCAACAGGAUGCCCAGGCACCAGGGCUGAUGAAGGCCCGAGUAGAGGAAGCCUCCACCCCAAAGGUCAGCAAGCAGGGCCGGAGUGAGGAGAUCUCGGAGAGUGAAAGUGAGGAGACCAACGCACCAAAAAAGACCAAAACUGAGCAGGAGCUCCCUCGGCCACAGUCUCCCUCGGAUCUGGAUAGUUUGGAUGGGCGGAGCCUCAAUGAUGAUGGCAGCAGCGACCCUAGGGAUAUCGACCAGGAUAACCGAAGCACGUCCCCCAGCAUCUACAGCCCUGGAAGCGUGGAGAAUGACUCCGACUCGUCUUCUGGCCUGUCCCAGGGCCCAGCCCGCCCCUACCAUCCACCUCCACUCUUUCCUCCCUCCCCUCCCCCUCCAGAUAGCACCCCCCGACAGCCAGAGCCUGGCUUUGAAUCCCAUGCUGCUGGGACACCCACUGGGUAUCAUGCUCCCAUGGAGCCUCCCACAUCUCGAAUGUUCCAGGCUCCUCCAGGGGCCCCUCCCCCUCAUCCACAGCUCUAUCCUGGGGGCGCUGGUGGAGGAGUUCUGUCUGGACCCCCAGUGGGCCCCAAGGGGGGAGGGGCUGCCGCUUCAGUGGGGGCCCCUAGUGGGGGUAAGCAGCACCCCCAGCCCCCCACCCCCAUUUCAAUAUCAGGCUCUGGGGCUGGUGGUGCUCCCCCAACAAAGCCGCCCAACACCCCAGCUGGUGGUGGAAACCUACCGUCUGCUCCACCACCAGCCACCUUCCCCCACGUGACACCAAACCUGCCUCCCCCGCCUGCCCUGAGACCCCUUAACAAUGCCUCUGCCUCUCCUCCUGGCCUGGGGGCCCAGCCGCUAGCUGGGCAUCUGCCCUCUCCCCAUGCCAUGGGGCAGGGUAUGGGUGGACUUCCUCCCGGCCCAGAGAAGGGCCCCACUCUUGCUCCCUCUCCCCACCCUUUGCCCCCUGCGUCCACCUCUUCUGCUCCCGCCCCGCCGAUGAGGUAUCCUUACUCGUCCUCCAGCAGCAGCUCUGCAGCAGCCUCCUCUUCCAGUUCUUCGGCCUCGGCCUCGGCCUCCCAGUACCCAGCUUCCCAGGCACUGCCCAGUUAUCCCCACUCCUUCCCUCCCCCCACCAGCCUCUCUGUCUCCAAUCAGCCACCCAAGUAUACUCAGCCUUCUCUCCCGUCCCAAGCUGUGUGGAGCCAGGGUCCGCCCCCGCCUCCUCCCUAUGGCCGCCUCUUGGCCAACAGCAAUGCCCACCCAGGCCCCCUCCCUCCUUCAGCUGGAGGCCAAUCCACUGCCCACCCACCAGUCCCGACACAUCACCACCACCACCAGCAACAGCAGCAGCAGCAGCAUCAUGGGGGCUCUGGGCCCCCCCCACCCGGGGCAUAUCCUCACCCCCUGGAGAGCAGUAGCUCCCACCACGCACACCCCUAUGCCAUGUCUCCCUCCCUGGGGUCUCUGAGGCCCUACCCACCAGGGCCCGCACACCUGCCUCCACCUCACAGCCAGGUGGCCUACAGCCAAGCAGGUCCCAGCGGCCCCCCAGCCUCUUCCUCUUCCAAUGCCUCUUCCUCCUCUCAAGGGUCCUACCCGUGUUCACACCCCUCUCCUUCCCAGGGCCCCCAAGGGGCGCCCUACCCCUUCCCACCGGUGCCCCCGGUCACCACCUCUUCGUCUACGCUUUCCACGGUCAUUGCCACAGUGGCUUCCUCGCCAGCAGGCUACAAGACAGCCUCCCCACCUGGGCCCCCACCGUAUGGCAAGCGAGCCCCGUCCCCAGGGGCCUACAAGACAGCCACCCCGCCCGGAUACAAGCCGGGGUCCCCGCCCUCCUUCCGAACGGGGACCCCACCGGGCUACCGAGGCGCCUCGCCGCCCGCAGGCCCAGGGACCUUCAAGCCGGGCUCGCCCACGGUGGGGCCCGGGCCGCUGCCGCCUCCGGGCCCCUCGGGCCUGUCAUCCCUGCCACCACCGCCUGCGGCCCCCGCCUCAGGGCCGCCCCUGAGCGCCACGCAGAUCAAACAGGAGCCGGCUGAGGAAUAUGAGACCCCGGAGAGCCCGGCGCCCCCGGCCCGCAGCCCCUCGCCCCCUCCCAAGGUGGUAGACGUGCCCAGCCACGCCAGCCAGUCGGCCAGGUUCAAUAAACACCUGGACCGCGGCUUUAACUCGUGCGCGCGCAGCGAUCUGUACUUCGUGCCGCUGGAGGGCUCCAAGCUGGCCAAGAAGCGAGCCGACCUGGUGGAGAAGGUGCGGCGCGAGGCCGAGCAGCGCGCGCGCGAAGAAAAGGAGCGCGAGCGCGAGCGGGAACGCGAGAAGGAGCGCGAGCGCGAAAAGGAGCGCGAGCUGGAACGCAGCGUGAAGUUGGCGCAGGAGGGCCGUGCUCCAGUGGAGUGCCCAUCUCUCGGCCCAGUGCCCCAUCGCCCUCCAUUUGAGCCGGGCAGUGCUGUGGCUACAGUGCCCCCCUACCUGGGUCCCGACACUCCAGCCCUGCGCACCCUCAGUGAAUACGCCCGGCCCCACGUCAUGUCUCCUGGAAAUCGCAACCAUCCAUUCUACGUGCCCCUGGGGGCAGUGGACCCGGGCCUCCUGGGUUACAAUGUCCCGGCCCUGUACAGCAGUGACCCAGCAGCCCGGGAGAGGGAGCGGGAAGCCCGUGAACGAGACCUGCGUGACCGCCUCAAGCCUGGCUUCGAGGUGAAGCCUAGUGAGCUGGAGCCCCUACACGGGGUCCCUGGGCCAGGCCUGGAUCCCUUCCCCCGACACGGGGGCCUGGCUCUGCAGCCUGGCCCACCUGGCUUGCACCCUUUCCCCUUUCAUCCGAGCCUGGGGCCCCUGGAGAGAGAACGUCUAGCGCUGGCAGCUGGGCCAGCCCUGCGGCCUGACAUGUCCUACGCGGAGCGUCUGGCAGCUGAGAGGCAGCAUGCAGAAAGGGUGGCUGCCCUGGGCAACGACCCGCUGGCCCGGCUGCAGAUGCUCAACGUGACCCCCCAUCACCACCAGCACUCCCACAUCCACUCUCACCUGCACCUCCACCAGCAGGAUGCCAUCCAUGCAGCCUGUCUCCUCCUGCCCCAGCCUUGCCACGGAGACCCUUCCUCACACCGCAGCCCUCUUCAGCCUCUGCCUCGGUGCACCCUCUCAUUGACCCCCUGGCCUCAGGGUCUCACCUUACCCGGAUCCCCUACCCAGCUGGGACCCUCCCCAACCCCCUUCUUCCUCACCCUCUGCACGAGAACGAAGUUCUUCGUCACCAGCUCUUUGCUGCUCCUUACCGGGACCUGCCGGCCUCCCUCUCUGCCCCGAUGUCAGCAGCUCACCAGCUGCAGGCCAUGCACGCGCAGUCCGCCGAGCUGCAGCGCUUGGCGCUCGAGCAGCAGCAGUGGCUGCACGCCCACCACCCGCUGCACGGUGUGCCGCUCCCGGCCCAGGAGGACUACUACAGUCACCUGAAGAAGGAAAGCGACAAGCCGCUGUAGAACCUGCGAUCGAUCAAGAGAGCACCCGUGGCCCCUGCAUCUGGACCCAGGAGGCCUCCCUCCCCGCCUGCCGCUCAGAGCGGAGGGGGGGGGGGGUGCCGCUCCGUCCCAGGGCCUGGGCCUCUGGGCAGAAGGAAGGAGGAAGGGACAGAUGGAAGGCCAAGGCUCCUGUGGUGUGCGGAGGUGGGGAGGGGGCGGGGGUGAGGGCGGAAAGCGCACAGCAUCUUGGACCAGGUCCCUCUCCCUUGGCCCCCGCCUUUCUCCCUCCCCCACGCCCCACCCCCGUGGCCACCGCCUCUCCCCCACCCCUUGGUGUGAUUAUUUUCAUCUGUUAGAUGUGGCUGUUUUGCGUAGCAUCGUGUGCCGCCCCUGCCCCUCCCCAGCCCCCGUGUGCGCGCCCCCCACUGCGAUGUAUGCCCCUUGCCCUUCCCCCACAUUAAUAAUUUAUAUAUAUAAAUAUCUAUAUGACGCUCUUUAAAAAACAUCCCGAACAAAACCAACCAAACAAAAACAUCCUCACGACUCCCCAGGAA